AUGGAAAGAAGCGUACUAAAAAUAAGAAAAAUACCUAAAAUUAAAAGCGAAAAAAUAAGACGAAAAACAAAAGUGAUAGAUGCCUUACAUUAUGCCCUAAAACAGAAGUGGCUAUGGUCGAGGCAUAUAGUAAGAUACACAGAUGAAAGGUGGACUAUAAACUGUAUAGAAAGGAUCAAGGGAAAGAAGAAGAGGGCGCCCCAAGAAAAGGUGGAUAGAAGAAAUAGAAGCGGUAACAGGAAACAGCGAAUAGAGAAAGAAAGCCAUGGACUGAGACAGUUGGAAAAAGCUGGAGGAGGCCUUUAUCCGCCGCCGAGGCCUUUAUGA
Pieris rapae (cabbage white) is the source of this 327-nucleotide messenger RNA. RefSeq lists its product as uncharacterized. The record is from RefSeq and is a predicted model, not a curated record. The transcript has a single exon. The coding region runs from base 1 to 327 and encodes 108 amino acids. Lineage: Eukaryota; Metazoa; Arthropoda; Insecta; Lepidoptera; Pieridae.